AUGGCGAUCGCAAAGUCUAUCAUUAUUGCCGCUCUUCUGGCUUACGCCGAGGCUCGAUUCGGCCAGGAGCAGGAGCCUGUCGCUGCUGUCCAGGCACUUGGUGAUGCCGGCUUUGGUGACCCUGGUGUUGCUGCUACCAUUGCUGGUAGCAUCCCCAGCUCUCUGCUUGCCGCUGCCAGUCCUUGUGACAAGCUUACCAUUGCCGAUCAAAUGAUUGAUGAGCUUGGAGAUGACCAGGCGGUCGUUGAUGCAGCCAUUGGCCUUGUCGCUGCCGAGACCAACUUCAACCCUUCAGCCGUUGACAAGCCCUUUGUUUGCGCCGACCCCGCCCUGCCAAAAACAGCUGCUCUGCGAGGUAUCGUCCCUCUCGUUGACCCUGCUGUCGACGGUGCAGCCACAGCCAACGCAAACUCUGCCACAUCUGUCACAACUCCCUUUGACGCUGAGGGUUUGUCACAGGCUGAGGUCAUGAUUGCCCAGGGCUUCAGCACUUUCCAAGCCGUUGGUGCUGAUGGCGAGAAUGUCCAGCUUGAUGGCCAAGACGGUGCCGGAGCUGGAGCUGGAGCUGAUGCUGGUACCGGAGCUGAUGCUGGUGCCGGAGCUGAUGCUGGUGCCGGAGCUGAUGCUGGUGCCGGAGCUGAUGCUGGUGCCGAUGCCGGUGCUGGUAACGACGGAGCUGCCAAUAAUGGCACCGCUGGCGCCGACCAAGGCGGAAACGGUAACCAGAACGACAACCAGAAUGAUAACCAGGACGAUGAGGAUUGUGAGGAGGAUGACGCCGCCAAUAACAAUGGAAACCAGAACAACAACAACGGUAACGCUGGUAACAACAAUGGCAAUGCCGGUAAUAACGCUGGUAACAACGCUGGCAACGACAAUAACAACAAUGGCAAUGCUGGCAAUAAUGCUGGCAACAACGCCGGUAACAAUGCUGGUAACGAUGCUGGGAAUGAUGCUGGUAAUAAUAACAACAACAACAAUAACAACAACAACAAUGGCAAUGCUGGCAACGAUGCUGGCAAUGAUGCUGGCAACAACGCCGGCGACGAUGCCGCUGGUGAUGCUGCUGGUGACGCUGCUGGUGACGCUGCUGGUGACGCUGGCGACAAUGCCGGUAACGGUGGUGCUCUCGACUUCGGUGUCUGCCAGCCCACCAUGGCCCGUGUUGGUGGCCUCAACGGACGCCCGGCUGAUGAGUUCACCUUCAUUCCUCAAGAUCCCCUCGUCGCCGAGGGCCAGCAGGAGGCUCUCAACCCCAACAUCAUCACCAACCGCAUCUGCGAUCAGCUCACCAACGUCUGCAACGCAAGUGCCGAUGCUGUUGCCGCUUGUGAGGAUGCCCAGGCUCAGAUCGAGGCCUUAGGAACUCGCGACCAGAGCACUGCCGACACAUGGAAUGCUCUGCUCGGCUUUGCCGGUGCUGACUCUACCCAGCAGCAGGUUUAA
Molecule: messenger RNA, 1446 nt
Organism: Fusarium sp. VM40
Lineage: Eukaryota; Fungi; Ascomycota; Sordariomycetes; Hypocreales; Nectriaceae
Source: the annotation of a GenBank genome assembly